CCCCGCGAGGAUUAUCUUUCUUUCGUUUUCAUUUCCCGGAAGGAUCGAAUGUGAAAACAGUAGAGUUUUCGUUGUUUCAUUUAAAAUGGAGUUUGGGGAGGUUUAACCUGCCGUUUGUUUCAUUUAUUGGCGACCUGUGUGUCUGCUUAGAAGGAAAUCAUCUUUUUUUUUUUUCGUACAGCCGAGUAAUAAAGGGACAUUUCCAUGGAGAACAUUUCCCCGUCACCUUUGGUCAAGCAAGAAAACAGAGCAAACAGUCCUACAUCCCUAAUGCAUGGAAGCCAAGUCAACAUUCCUCUCACUGUCCAUCAAACCCCCCCUAACCAGCUUCCUUUGGUCAGUCCUCCCACUCAGGAAGACCUGUGGCAUCUACCUGGACAGCUCCGAAUAAACCCAUCUCUGUGGGAUAAGGAGGAUGUGGCCCACUGGCUCCACUGGGCUCAGAAGGAGUAUUCACUGCGCCGGCCCGAAAAGGGACGCUUUGAGAUGAAUGGUCGAGCCUUGUGCCUGCUCACCAAGGAAGACUUCAGACGCCGCUGUCCCAGCUCUGGUGAUGUUCUGUAUGAGAUCCUACAGUGUGUAAAACAGCAAAGGAGGAGCGUUGUGUGUGACCCCCCAAAUGCGUCUCCCUCCUUGGCAACUGGGAGCACCCAGAGCCCAGUCAGCUGCCACAUACCCCUGCAGAGUGUCAAAGAGCCCAAGCCUCCCUCAGUCAAUGGCAACCAAGUUUCCCUUGCUUUCACAACUGCAGUGUCGGCAGCUGUUGUAACCGCUGUGACCACCCAACCACAGCCUAUGUCACCUCUCAGAGAUCGUCCUACAAUCUUUCGCACCUACACUACUCCACUCACACAUACUAAUGGAGCAGUAGCUGUUUUUACAUUGCCCCACAACCAAGUUCAGUGUCCUCCCAAAACAGAGAGUGUCACCCAGGAGCCGCUCAAUCUCUCCAGCCGAGAGAAGCAGAGGAGCCCACUGCAUAAAGCCAACGGCCGCAUCCCAGAGUGCAGACUGCUGUGGGACUACGUGUAUCAGCUCCUGUGUGACGACCGUUACCAAGAAUACAUUCGAUGGGAAGACCAAGACAGCCUGGUAUUCAGGGUUGUCGACCCCAACGGACUGGCACGUCUCUGGGGAAACCACAAGAACCGAGACAAUAUGACCUAUGAGAAAAUGUCCCGUGCUUUGCGGCACUACUACAAGCUCAACAUCAUCAAAAAGGAGCGAGGACAAAAGCUCCUCUUCAGGUUUCUGAAACUCCCACAUGACAUCAGGAAACCACAGGCUGACCCUGCAGAGUCCCCAGAACACACUUCUCAGGACGGGGACUUUCCAGACAGCAGUCCUAUACCUGAGUUCAGUGAGGACCAUUUUGAGGUUUCCCCUGAUCGUGCUUCUCCACAGCCUCCUCCAUAGAAAAACAUUGCAUUAAUGUCCUUAAUACAAUACAACACAUUUUAUUGCAGAAUAAUGUGGAGAUUGUGGUGUAUUUAUCUUGCGUUUUUGAGCUUCAGAGAGUAACCCAUGCAUAUAAAGGUUUAAAAAAAAUGCACAGUUGUUUGUAUUGUUAGGAAUCUUUGCACUGUGAGAUUGCUUUACAUUUUGCUGUGAAUCAAUGUAUGUAUCACUGUGAUCAGAAUGAACACUAAUUUUAAGGGCAAGGAAGAUGGUGAAUAUUAAAACAGCCAAAUAAUAAUCAUAACUAAAAUAUCUCAGGCUUGCUCAACCGAAUUGCAUUACAAAAGUUGCACUUGUUUUCAUAUAUUAUACAGGUCUAGCAGUUAAGUGGUGGAAAUGACUGUGAAAUUGUUCCAGUUUGUUUGUUCUUGCAGGGUAAAUGCCAUUUUGUACACGCUGUGCAGUUUGUUGGUUUUACAUAUAGUUUUGCUUAAUUAGCUCCAAGUUGAGGCAUUUAAAAAGAUGUGGACUUUCCUAUAGGUACAUUAUCAAUGUUUUUCCUGCUUUGUAAAAUAAAUAUUUUGUAUUGAAUACUUUGUAUGGCA
Messenger RNA from Morone saxatilis (striped sea-bass), 2003 nucleotides. It is a transcript of the gene etv7, whose product is annotated as ETS variant transcription factor 7. The transcript is spliced from 9 exons. Gene Ontology annotation, molecular function: sequence-specific DNA binding; DNA-binding transcription factor activity, RNA polymerase II-specific. Gene Ontology annotation, cellular component: nucleus. NCBI's taxonomy places the organism in Eukaryota, Metazoa, Chordata, Actinopteri, Moronidae. Gene Ontology annotation, biological process: cell differentiation; regulation of transcription by RNA polymerase II. Bases 205 to 1416 code for a protein of 403 amino acids. The record is from RefSeq and is a predicted model, not a curated record.